GUAGAGCAUAGCCUGUGUGCGCAUAGUUAACAUAUACGCAUCGUUUGUGGUAGUCAACUGAUAGACAUUAUUUUACCGGGUUGUUGCAUGCCUGCUAUAGUCUAGCCUACUGUAGUUAAUUAUUUUACCGCAUUCAACAGCGGUUCCCUGGCAAAGAAAAAGUAACAGUCUCCCGGAGGGCACUACAUUUGGCUUGGUGCAAUACCCCAGAGCAUUCCCUCAGACGAUGGAUUUUUGCCAUUGCAGCUCAGUCGAGGGUGUCAGGUCUGUCUAAGAGCACCGGACUAGAACGGGCGAAAUCUCUGGUUAACCUCUUUGUGAUUCAAAAUCACCAAAGGCAAGCAGUGGAAACAAACGCGAGGAAGACACCAAAAGAUGUGAGGAAUGCGGGUUUUUUGCAUUGGCAGUGUGAUCAGCACUAAAUCUCCAGCGUGGGGUGUGAAUUCAGCACCGAGGGAAAAAGAACAGCAUCCACCGCAACCGCAGCACGACGAGAAAAUCACGGAUUUGUACAAUUUGCAAGGUCAGUCAUUACCGAACUAACGCCAAAAAAUGUGUCGGAAGCUACUGCGGUUUGUUGUUUUUGAUUGUUUUCAAAAACGUACGGAGAUGGUGAGCAAAAGGAAUCAUUCGAUCUGAGGAAUUUUAUAUGGUAAUUUUAAAGCUGGACGCCUGGACAUAACGGGCUAGAUGAGCAUGGAUAUAAUAAAGGACUGCUGUGUUCUCUUUUAGACCCGUCGGUCUAAGCUUUUCUUUUUUGAUACGCUGGACUAAUAACAUUAAUUCAACGGCUCGUAUUCAUGUCUUGAAAUCGGGGAUGAAUUGUUCUUAUUGAAAAUGCUGCUUUGGAUUGUCUUGCUGAAGGCGACUCUUUGUGUUGCUAUUGGAAAUGUUACAAAGGACAUUUGUAAGGAGCAGAUCUGUUCCUGCAAUGAGAUUGAAGGCGAUUUGCACAUUGACUGCGAAAAAAGGAGCUUUACUAAUCUCCACCAUUUGACUGGUCCCAGUUCACAGUUUUAUCAUUUGCUAUUGCAUGGAAAUUCUUUAUCCAGGCUGUUUCCCAAUGAGUUUGCUAACUUUUACAAUGCCGUAAGCUUGCAUUUGGAAAACAACGGCUUGCACGACAUUGUCCCUGGCGCUUUUCUGGGAUUGCAGCUCGUGAAAAGGCUGCAUAUAAAUAAUAACAAGAUACGGUCAUUUAGGAAGAGUACCUUCCUUGGUUUAGAUGACUUGGAAUAUCUGCAGGCCGAUUUUAAUCUACUAAGAGACAUUGACCCGGCCGUGUUCAGGGAUUUGAAUAAACUUGAAGUGUUAAUUCUAAACGAUAACCUUAUCAGUGCGCUACCUAUAAAUGUGUUUCAACACGUUCCGAUCACCCACCUCGACUUGCGAGGGAACCGAAUCAAAACGGUGCCUUAUGAGGGAGUUCUCGAACAGAUACCGGGAAUUGCGGAGGUUUUACUGGAGGAUAACCCCUGGGACUGCAACUGCGACCUGGUUUCCCUGAAGGAAUGGCUGGAGAAUAUACCGCAGAACGCGCUCAUCGGUCGGGUAAUCUGCGAAGCUCCGACGCCACUGCAGGGAAACGACUUGAACGACACCUCAGAAAUGGAUCUUUGUCCUUCAAAGAGUGGUGACGGGACUUUGGUUGCGCCUCCCACCCAAGACGAGACCUCCGAACCUGGGCCCGUUCCAACGCCUUAUAAAGCCAGUGGCGAUCCUGGGUCCCCAACUACUGGCAGUGGGCAAAAGGGACGCUCUAAAUCGCACUGGCAGUUAAAAACGAAGCCCACAUCUAUGACAGGUGUGAACGGGGAGAGAGAGCAGCUGCAGAUUGUACAGAACGCCUCGUGCCCUGUGCCUUGCAGCUGCAAGCUCAUUGGAUCCAGGCAUGGGUUAGGGGUUAACUGCGAGGGCAAGAAGAUAGACAGCUUGGCUAACCUCAAACCUAAACCCCUCACUGCCCACGAAUUAAACAUGAGAGAUAACAACAUCCAUGCAAUAAAAAAGAACCAUCUCAAUGGCUACUCGAGCCUGAAUCUCCUUGAUUUGGGGGGUAACAACAUAAAAAUUAUAGACAACAGCACUUUUCAAAAUCUCACCGAAUUAAGAUGGUUGUACAUGGAUAAGAAUUAUCUGGAUACCCUCAUGGCUGAAAUGUUCGUCGGGCUUCAGAAUUUGGAAUAUCUCAGUUUGGAAUAUAAUAAUAUACAGCUGAUACUGGCAGGCACAUUCAGCCCAAUGCCAAAUCUCCGAGUGCUUUUCCUCAACAACAACUUGCUUAAAUUUCUACCUGUGGAUGCUUUCCUUGGAGUGUCUUUGUCAAAGAUUAGCUUGCAUAAUAAUUACUUCACAUAUCUCCCUGUCACCGGCGUCUUAGAUCAGCUCAACUCGAUCAUACAAAUUGAUUUACACGGGAACCCAUGGGAUUGCACCUGUAACAUCGUCCCGUUCAAACACUGGACAGAGAAACUGGGGGCGGAUGUGAUCGUCAGCGACGUGAAGUGCGAGUCCCCUGAAGAGUUCUGGAAAAGGGAUGUGCGUCGUGUCAGAAAUGAUUUGAUGUGUCCCAAGUUGUAUGAAAAAAUCUACCCCACCUCCCUCUCCAAAAACAGCACUUUCACCGCAGACACGGGUACGCGCUCGAACUCCUAUGUGGAGCCCAACAGGGUAUCAAUCUCUGUACUCGUCCCUGGGCUGCUACUGGUGUUUGUCACAUCCGCGUUCACUGUUGUUGGAAUGCUUGUCUUCAUCCUAAGGAAUCGCAAGAGAUCAAAGCGGAGGGAUGGUAACUCCUCUGCGUCAGAGAUCAAUUCCUUGCAGACGGUGUGCGACUCGUCUUAUUGGCAUAGCGGGCCUUACCAUGCGGACGGGGGCGCGCACAGAGGGUUCGACUGUAGCGCCCAUAUCUCUACGACAAAUGACGCGUAAAACUACACUAACAAUAAAAACUGGAAUACAAACAAACAGUCAAACAGACAAGACAGACAGGCACACCAAUGGACUGAGUUCUGUUAACAUAAUGGCAAUUGAAGAAAAACAAACAAAUGCUACUAAGCCUCUUCAUUCGCUUUUUGUUGGCGACAGACCCUUUUUUGUUUGCUCCAGUUGACUGUAGUGCCAAUGAGUCUACUACAGAAGCAACGGUAAUAUAUGUAUAGGCCCCCUCCCCCAGUUCAGCUAUUUGCCGCAAUCAGACUAAGGAUCUGAGAGAGAAGACUCGGAAAAUCGUGCACGAGCGCAUGAAUGUAAUGUAAAUAACUGACUGUAUCAUAUCUGCAUGAUUUCGCAUGGUUUCAACACACUGGGGAACCAUACCAUAAUUAACAAAGAAGCCAACUCAACCUUCCUUUCAUGUUAUCAAUAUGACUAUAUAUAUAUAUAUAUACAUAUAUAUAAAACUAUAUAUGAACAUAUACAAAGUGCAAUUUCUCAAUUUUUCUUUUUUGUGUACUAAGGUUAUAGGGUUUGUAUUUGUUGUUUUGAAAGGAUUGGAAAAAAAACGGGAAAAGGAACAUUUGGGAAGACAAGAAGGUUAAACAGCUGUCCAUGCAUGUUCUCUUUAGUUUGUUUCAUCAUUUGAUUGUCGAUGAAUAUCGAGGUUAUUUAUAGUUAGUGCAGACCUUAUCAUUUCUGCACAUUACUUUCUUUAUGAAUGUAUAAUGUGUUAUUUUAUGGUGUGCCAAUUGUUGAAUUUCAGAUAUUCGGGAUUCAGAUGAGCAUGACCAAUUAACGUCACUCAGAUGCUUACGCUGCAAGGUUAAUGUAGCCAGCUGAAAACAGUUCAUGGUUUUGUGUGUUAAUGAAUACAGUCUGCUUUGGGGGGAAGGAGAGAAGGCUUUACCGAAAUAUUCAAUGGGAGUUUUUUUAACGGCAUAUUUUUUCAAAAUCAAAAUGUUUUCAAUGGAAGUGAUGGUACGUGCAAUUCGAUCUAUGUACAGAGCGCAGGUAGUCUAGAAUGCUUUUUUAAAAGUAUUCCUUCACAAAAGCGUAUAGGCUAUGAUUCACCUCCAUUUAUGUGAGCUUUUGUAAAGCCAUCUAUUGUGUCCAAAUAUGAGAAAUGGGACCGCCUACAUUUUAUAACUAACGUGCUUAAAAUAGAUAGGCAAUGUUCAGUUUCCAUUAGUAAAAAAACAAGUGUUAGCAUCGGACAGUAGGCUUAUUAAUCUGAUCCCAUAAGGAUGUCUUGGCAGGAUCAGCACGUUGAAUAGGCCAACUCACAGUUUCGCUGUUGUAGCUUCUCCACUGGAGAAGUAGGGAAGGGUUAUGAAUUCUGCAUUGUGAUGUAUUGGGUAAGAAUGGGAUAUGUCAAAUAAAGAGACACACACUCUUCCGAUGUCUUCAAACUGCGGUCUGGUGGCUAAUGCCGAAGCACAUUUUACCGGUCAAAUACACUCACGCCAAUGUGGUUUUCACAGUAACGGUUAGGACUCAAACGUGGAAGUUAAUUUGACAGUUUAAGUGGAUCGAUGCCACUGGUUCUGAUGAACCAUGGUAUAGGUCCUAGAACUGGGCAGGGUAUGCUAUAUAUAUAUAUGUGUAUGUGUGUAUAUGUAUGACACACCCCGUUCAGGUUGCAGUUUGGACAUGUCUUACCUUAUCUGACCAUUCUUUCCCAGGCGUUUUUCAACAGUGUGGUCAGGGAGAGAAUGUCGUUGUCCAUGGUGCUGAAACGGCUGCAUAAGCAGAACAGUGCUAAUUGGUGGAGCGUCUGGGCUAUAUGUGCGUGCAGCGGUCUGUGUGUUUGUGUGGUCGUGUGGUUGUGAGCGUGUGUCUGUGUGUGAGUGCAUGCAAAGGCAUCUAAAUGUGUUUGUCUUUAUGCGUGUGCCUGUAUGUAUGCCCCACAUACACACGCGCACAAGCACGUAUUCCCCUCUCCCCCUUGACAAAAUGUAACGAAUCACACAAGCUGACCUUGGGAACAAUUAUCUCAGUAGAUCUGUGGCUACAUCAGUGCUGUCCAUCACUUCAGACUGCAUUCUGCUGGCAUAUCGCUUCAAAGGGUCAUUCUUGGUCUACUGUGGAAUAUUGUACCAUUGCUCAUCAAUUAUUGGUGGAAUUUCAACGCUGUGUCCCAGACUUACAUUUCUAUGCUUUACUACAUUUUACCUGCUUAUAUUUUGUUAAAUAAAAUGUGGUUGAGGUUGAGUAAAAUUUGUGGUUUUCUAAGACAUUUCAUUCUUACAUGGGUUGAACUGGAGUACUGCUUCAGUGACCGCUGGGGUCUGAAAUAGACCUGGGCAUGGUGCUGAAAUGGAUGGACGAGUCACUGGGCCAGCAGAAAAAAAAAAUAAUACAGCCAGCCUAUUUCAGCAAUGAACUGAAUCAUUUUCUUCACACUAUAUUCAUGGUUUUGUGACUGAGGUAAUGCAAUACUGUCCACAACUAUGGCUGUGGUUAAAAUAUACAACAUUUCCAUUCCUUCUGAUGGUUCAGUCAAGAGCACGAUAGUUUUAAAUACCGGAUUAUAAGGUUGACUGCAUGAUUGGCUCUGUCCUCAUACCCUGGCCCAGGGACCGACCAUCCCAUUCCUGGGGUCUGAUGGUUUUCGAUUUAACUGAAAUGGAAGACCAGGUGUUGAAUUUUGUCGACCACUGAACAUAUCAACUAGCUCAGUUGAAGUGAUGUGUAGACUGCAAAUGACUUGUUCUUUUAGAAUGACUACUUUGUACGACUAAAUAGUCACCUUUCAUUUUCAGAGGGACUUGUACCUUUUUAGUCAUUCGUUUGACCUGCUGGCAGCGGUUAAUAGGCUACAGCAGGAUUAAUACGUGCCCUACUCACCCGGUUCUGGAGAUGAGCUCCGACAACCAACUGUCUGAACGCGUGAGCAGUAAAGAACAUGCUGCAGGCAGUGUGGAGAAGACAAAUACAUGUUUAGGACGGAUAAAUGAUUGUACGCUGCAAAUGUUGAAAUGUAUUGAUUGUUUACUGUCACUGAUGCACAAGUGUUUGUAGAAACACAACACCGGCAAACAAACAAAACCAUCUGUUAUGGGGGGAGGGUUGCCAUUGGUCAACACUGUUGUGCUCAUCCCAGUACUUGCAUUCCGGGACGAGUCGUUCGCCAUUUACAGAUUUAAUUUUUUGUGUGAGUAGAAAUCACACGUGCACAUUGUUUGAAGCAGACUUGUAGUCUCAGUCAUAAAUGACAGCUCCAGUAAGCGCUGAAUGGUAAUUAAGAAGCUUGU
Esox lucius (northern pike) is the source of this 6191-nucleotide messenger RNA. RefSeq names its product SLIT and NTRK-like protein 1. Gene Ontology annotation, molecular function: protein binding. The transcript has 2 exons. Gene Ontology annotation, cellular component: postsynaptic density membrane; glutamatergic synapse; GABA-ergic synapse. Bases 838 to 2931 code for a protein of 697 amino acids. NCBI's taxonomy places the organism in Eukaryota, Metazoa, Chordata, Actinopteri, Esociformes, Esocidae. The record is from RefSeq and is a predicted model, not a curated record. Gene Ontology annotation, biological process: axonogenesis; regulation of presynapse assembly; positive regulation of synapse assembly.